Molecule: messenger RNA, 1431 nt
Organism: Scheffersomyces stipitis CBS 6054
Lineage: Eukaryota; Fungi; Ascomycota; Pichiomycetes; Serinales; Debaryomycetaceae
Exons: 2
Biological process (GO): inositol phosphate biosynthetic process; inositol metabolic process
Cellular component (GO): cytosol
Molecular function (GO): diphosphoinositol pentakisphosphate kinase activity; inositol hexakisphosphate kinase activity; 5-diphosphoinositol pentakisphosphate 1-kinase activity
Source: RefSeq, a predicted model, not a curated record
UCACAGAACACAGUCCCCGUGGCUGGUAGUGUGGAUAACGAAGCCAAUAUCGUCCACACGGUCGACAGCAAACUCCGCCAGGUCUCCUUGGAAGAUGGCGAUGCUUCUUUAGACCCUGAAAAAUUCGAUCCCGUUUCUAGUACCACUGAUUCUGAUAGCAGUGUCACUGGCAGCAGCAACAACUUAAUACACGACACAGUCCCAACUAUCGCCUCCAAUAAUAGCGUUGUCAAUACUAGUAACAAUAACAGCAACAGUGUCAACAGCAGUAACAUCAACAGCUUUCUAGCCCAUAUCCACCAGAAAGUCAAUCAGCCAAUGUCACCUCUUCUGCUCAACAAUCUGGGCCAGUACCACGACACCACCGAGGGCUCUUCCGCUGGCACUGAUACGAGUAUUAGCGAGAAACUCACCGCCGCAUCGCCCUACGUCGCGGCAGAAGCCCCAGCCGCACUGCCAGCAACCUCCCAACCCGCCGCUACAGAUAGCACAAAUACUAUCUCUCCCACGAGAAUCUCACUUCCGCCUCCUGCAGUACCGGCAUCUCUCCCAUUACCAGGCUCUUCUUCGUCCUCGUCGACCACGACUGGAGUUUAUGGCGUAUCCAAUUUACCGCUCAACCCCUAUCCCUUACCUCUGCCUGCCACAGAGAAGGCCAUAGCAUCCAUUGCACCCAUGCUCGAGAGCUUUGCACCCAAAACCUCAGCAGAAGAAUCUGGUGUUCCAACGUCUACCAUCAAUUCUUCUUCUUCUUCACCUCAGUACUCUCGCGUUGGCUCGUACUCCAACGAGUUCAUCAUGGACCACCAGCCCAAACUCACGUCCGACAAUUUGAAUGCUGCUUUCCGCUCAAGAAACAAUUCUACCAAUGCUGGCACUGUAGCUUCUGAUACUGUGAAGUUGGAUAAAACGAUGUCGAACUCUUCAUCUACUCUGCGAAAAUCUGAAUUUGAGGGCCCUAAGUUGCCCAAGAUCGGCAAAAUUGGUGUCUGUGCUAUGGACGCCAAAGUCUUGCUGAAGCCCUGUAGACGAAUCCUCAACAAGUUGAUUGAGAACGGAGAGUUUGAAACCAUCAUCUUUGGUGACAAGGUCAUCUUGGAUGAAGCCAUUGAGAACUGGCCCACCUGCGACUUCUUGAUCUCGUUUUUUUCUGGUGGUUUUCCCUUGGAUAAAGCCAUUGCUUAUGUCAACUACAGAAAGCCUUACAUCAUCAACGACUUGGUGAUGCAGAAGGCGUUGUGGGAUAGAAGACUAGUGUUGACUCUCUUGAAUUAUGCCAAUGUUCCUACACCAGAAAGAUUAGAAAUCAGCAGAGAUGGAGGUCCUCAAUUAGAGGCUCAGUUGAGAGAAAAGUUGACCGAAGUAGGUAUGUCUGAGUCACAAUUGGAGGAAUUGACCAAUCAGUCUGAACCAGAGUGGGAGAUGGUUGAC